Aphidius gifuensis is the source of this 3139-nucleotide messenger RNA. RefSeq names its product E3 ubiquitin-protein ligase TRIM37-like. Lineage: Eukaryota; Metazoa; Arthropoda; Insecta; Hymenoptera; Braconidae. Gene Ontology annotation, molecular function: tumor necrosis factor receptor binding; ubiquitin protein ligase activity; ubiquitin protein ligase binding. The transcript has 7 exons. The record is from RefSeq and is a predicted model, not a curated record. Gene Ontology annotation, biological process: protein autoubiquitination; negative regulation of centriole replication. Gene Ontology annotation, cellular component: peroxisome; aggresome. Bases 198 to 3119 code for a protein of 973 amino acids.
ACUUUUCGUGUACUCUAAAAAUCCCACACAAUUGGUUUUUUUUUUUUUUCUUUUUUGUUCAAUUCAAUAUUAAAUUCUGGAUAAUAAAUAUCAUCAAUAGGACUUUUGAUAAAUUGAUUAUUAAAUUAUUAAAAUAAUGAAAAAUUGUUUUUGUGUUGUCUAAAUUAUAAUUAAAAAAUAAAAAAAUAACAAUAAAAAUGGCCAGCAGAGAUUCCAGUUCAACAAAUACUCGUACACCAGGUGAUGAGUACAGUGUCGAGACAUUGGCUGAAGUAUUUCGUUGUUUUAUUUGUAUGGAAAAAUUACGUGAUGCACAUUUAUGUCCUCAUUGUAGUAAAUUAUGUUGUUAUAAUUGCAUAAGAAGAUGGCUUACUGAACAACGUUCACAAUGUCCACAUUGUCGUGCAUCAUUACAUUUACAUGAAUUAGUUAAUUGUCGUUGGGUUGAAGAAGUAACACAACAAUUAGAUACAUUACAAGCAACUGGUUUAACAAAUAUACGUAUUGAUGAAACACGUGAUAGAUGUACAAUACAUCGUGAAAAAUUAACAGUAUAUUGUUGGACAUGUGGACGUUGUAUUUGUCAUCAAUGUGCAUUAUGGGGUGGUACACAUUCUGGUCAUACAUUUAAACCACUUGAAGAAGUAUAUGAACAACAUGUUACACAAAUAACAAAUGAAAUUGGACAAUUAAAACGUCGUUUAAUUGAACUUGUUAAUAUAAUACAAGAUGUUGAUAAAAAUGUUGAAUGUAUUAGACAAGCUAAAGAUGAACGUGUACGUGAAAUACGUAAUGCAAUUGAACUUAUGAUAUCACGUUUAGAUUCACAAUUAAAAGCUAAAUUAUUAAUAUUAAUGGGACAAAAAAAUUCAUUAACACUUGAAUCAGAACAACUUGAAUUGUUAUUACAAGAAAUUGAAAAUCAAUUAACAACAAGUACAAGAUCUGAAUUAAUUAUAAAAAGUUCAGAAUUAACAAGAAUGAUACAUCAAAUUAGAAAAAAACCAAUAACAAGUUUUUUAACACCACAAAUACCAGCUGAUUUUAAUAGUGAAAUUGUACCAACAUAUGAUUGUUCAACAUUUGUCAUGCAAAAUUUUACACAAUUACAAUUAAAAGCUGAUCCAGUAUAUUCAUUACCAUUACAUGUUAAUGGUCUUUGUUGGCGUUUAAAAGUAUAUCCAGAUGGUAAUGGUGUUGUACGUGGUAAUUAUUUAUCAGUAUUUCUUGAAUUAAGUGCUGGUUUACCUGAAAUAUCAAAAUAUGAAUAUAGAGUUGAAAUGAUACAUCAAGGUUCACGUGAUACUAGUAAAAAUAUUGUACGUGAAUUUGCAUCGGAAUUUGAAAUUGGUGAAUGUUGGGGUUAUAAUAGAUUUUUUCGUCUUGAUUUAUUAGCAACUGAAGGAUAUUUAAAUACAUCAUUAGAUACAUUAAUUUUACGUUUUCAAGUUAGACCACCAACAUUUUAUCAACGUUGUCGUGAUCAACAAUGGUACAUUUCACAAUUAAUAACAGUACAAAAUCAAUAUUCAACACAAAUUAAUGAAUUAAAAGAAAGGCUAACAAUUGAAAUAUCAAAAAAUAAUAUUAAUAAAAAUAAAACAAAUAAUCAAAAUAAUUUAUUAUCAUCAGUUUCACAUCAACAACAACAUCAAAUUGAUAAACAAGAUGACAAUGAAACUGUUGAUACAUCUGAACAAAAUAUUAAUUUAAAUUGUCGUGAUAAUAAUACAAGUAAUUUAUUAAAUAAUGAUAGCAACAAUUCAAUACCAAAUAGAUUAGAAAUGACAAUUGAUUCAACACCAAUUAAUUUAAUUGGACAUCAUCAUAAUGAUGUUAAUCAAUUAACAGUACCAACAUUGUUGCCACAACAAUCAUUAGAUUUAUCAUCAAGUAGCAGCAGUGAAAGUGGUGAUAUUAGUGAACAUGAUGUAUUUCUUGAUGAAGCUGAUCAUGAUGAUUUAAAUUUGACACUUAUUGAUGACAAUUCAAAUGAUGAAAAUGAUGUUGAUGAAUCAAUGACAGGUGAAAAUGAUGUUGAAACUGCUGAAGCAUUAAGACCUUGGUAUAAUAAUAAAAAUACUUGUAAAAAUCAAAUUGAAGAAAAUGCAUGUGCAGCUAAUCCCCGAAGAUUGAGAACAAGUGAAGUACUUGAUGAUGAAAUAAUGCUGCUGCAUUUAUUUGAAUUGCAAGAAAGAAAUGCAGGCUGGUGUUUGCCAUGUUUGAAGCAUCAUUUAUCAAAUAAACAUGAUGAAACACACGGUGCAACAACAUCAUCAUCAUCAUCAUCAACAACAACAAUACCAACCUGUUUAUCAACAUGUCCUCAUUUAUCAUCUCAUACACAAUUUAAUGGUGUUGCAUCGAAGCCAGAUCAAUUACCAUCAUCACCAUCAUCACCACCAAAUACAUUGCAAAAUUCAUUUUCACCAUUAUCAAAUUAUUCAGAUGCAAUGAGACGAUUAAAUUUAUCACAAACAAUAUCACCAUUAAAAAAUCCAGUUAUAAAAUUACAAAAUAAUCAAUCAAAUAUUAAAAAUUUACAUAAAGACAAUGAAGUAAAUAAAAAACAUGAAAAAAAUUUUUUUACUGAUACGACAAUUGCAAGUAGAGAUGAUGAUGAUAAUAAUAAUUCAGAUAUAAAACUUCCAAAUGUUGCUAUUAAUAUUAGAAAAAGUGGAAUUGUUAAGUCUUCAUCAUGUACAUCUGAUGUUGUUAAUCGUCGUCAAUCAAUUGGUUCAGAAAUCGAUAAAAUGUAUGAAUUUAAACAGCUACUAGAAUCAAUACAAUCACCAAUGUCAAAAAAAGAUGCUGCUGUUUGUUAUUUAAAAUUAAAAAAUAAUUUAUGGAUGGAUGAAGAUAAUGAUAAUAAAAAUAGUCAAAAUUAUUUAUCAAGUGUUAAGACACCUCCAAUGUCAUCACUGGCAUCUACCUCAAUGAUUGGACAAUCUGAUGGAAUUUCAGAACCAGUUAAUUACAGCUGGGUACCACCAGUUUAUCAACCUAGACCUGAACGUAAAAAAAAUACAAAAUCACUGCCAGGACUUCAAUUGCCAUUAUCAAAACCAACAAGUAGUGAUAAUAAUUCUAUAGAUAAAUCUGAAGAUGAUAAAAAUUAAUUAUUCAUUAAGAAAUUAUU